AAAUGGGCGUGUCGGUGGUGGGGGUGAAUUUCGAGCCGCGCCGCUCGCCGUACUAUACAGUGGCCAUAGCAACAGGUGUACGCUGUCAGAUUCUGGGCUAAACACGGGAGAUUGUCGGCGAUAAUGUGUCAUUUCAUUGUUUUAUUCGGACUUUCGUGACGUAAAAACACCUUUGGCUCGUGUCAACUUCGUUGUGAAGUCAUUUUAUUGUCAUUCCUUGGAGGUAGUGAAGUGAAUUGGGGACAGCUUUAAACGUUUAUUAACGCGUGAAGAGAAAAGAGAGAAAGGAAGAUGCCGAGGUGAAAAGCAAAGUCAAACAAAGUUCUCUGAUUGUUGCUUGCAAAUGGACUCAGCCGCAGUUUUACAGAGAAAGAAACCGGACUUUUAUGUUGUUGGACCAAGAGCUCCAGGAAAGAAUCAACACGCCCCACAGGUCCAGAGUAAAAGUCUUGACGUCACUAAGGUUCUUCAUCUUCUUGAAGAUCCUCUGACGGCAAACUUGAAGGAGAGGCACAUUUUUGUCCUGAAGAAACUGCUGAAGAGAAACCAGAUUGGCUUUCUGCUGAGGGAGCUAACAGGCUUGGCCAGAAUACUCGACAUCUGCGCAGAGAAAGUGACGGAUCAUCCGGAGUACGUGCCCAUUGUAUGUGAAGCACUUAGAAUUUGUAGGCUUCCCUUCCUGAAAGAGAGAGCAUCGGACGAGCUGAACUAUGCUCAGGACGUCAUCGCGUUCAUCUCCCACCUGGGUUGUCUCAUGAGGGUCUCCGAGGCUGAUGUGAGACUACAGCUUCUUGAAACUGUGAGGUCAUUCUUCAGCAAUGUAGCUGGACAGCCGCGCGACGGUAUGGACCGUGCCACCAAGCUAAAGCCUCGGACUUUACCCCCUUACAGAUUUUCUAUACUUUCACUAAGUCUUCAGCCGACUUCUCCUGGUUACAGGCUGCAGCUGCUGGAGCACAGCGACCUGACACGGUCGCUCCUUCUCUCCAUCACCCUGCUGGAGGACCAGCCAGCCGUCAACGUGCAGCUCUUGAAGACACUUCAGCUCCUCUCGGGCUCCUCUGAUCUGAAUUGUGCCUUGAUACUGAAUGUGCGGGGCGCAGAGGCCAUAUGUCUUCGCAUGAACCAACCCGACCUGUCGGGUCAGGUGCUGUUCCACUCGUCAGAAAUCCUCUGGAACCUGCUGGAGAGCGGCAGCAAGGCCGAGGUCACUGCUCAGCUCAGCCGCAUGGAGUGUGUCAUAUCUCUAAAAGACGCCUUUUUCCACAAGCUGAUGAACAGUUCCCUCCCGCCCGACCUCCAACUCAGAAACGAUCUGCUCGUGAUCACAACUCUCAUCGCUGAAAACCCAAACUCUCAGCUCCUCGAGAGUUUAUUUCUCAUAGAGCUCAUGGUUUUCAUCACAUAUCCGGAGUUGAAAAGUCACAAUCCUCUGGUUCGCAACCUCAAGCUCAGCUACAACAACGAGGACUUGAAAAUGAAGAAGCUGAUGUUGAACCUGUUGGUUUUAAUGUCGAGGGAUUUCGCCGCCUUACAGCUCUACAGAGAGGCACAGGUGAUGCGGGCUCUGCUGGUGCUCGUGAAGCCGCCUGCCACCAGAAGAGAGCGACGCUCGGCUUCCCGCCACUGGUCCCCCGUCCAGCAGGAGGAGCUGCAGCUGCAGGCGCUGGCCACCCUCUCCACCAUUGCCCCACUCAUUCUGGACGACUACAUGGUGUGCCAGGGAAACACACACCUGCUGCUCCUGCUCGACUGGUGCGUGAAGCAAGAUCCCUUGUUUGGUCAGGGCCACGACUCUGGACGCAGAGGCAACAAGAAGCCACAGAUGCGUCACUGUAUCAGACUUCUGAGAUCUGUGACGUUUACGGGUGAAGAGUCCGUCAACCAGGAUCUCUGCGACCAGGGAACCAUCAGUCAGCUCCUGGGAAUUUUAAUGCAGAUGGAAGCGUGUCCUGAUGAGGAGGAUGUUGUCACACUGGAGAUAAAGUCAGACAUUCAGCUGAUCCUAUCUGUGCUGUGUGAGAACGACAUGCACAGAAAGGUAAAAACUAAUAAUGAGCUCUUUGGUUCAGACGGAGUUGAGAUGACUCUUCACUUCCUGAGGAAAGGCUGCAGCAAGUUCUACAGCGGCCUGGGACACAACAAGCUCAUCCUCUCCACGGUCGACUGUGUGUGGUCCUGUGUUGUGGGCUGCUACACAACGGAAGAUUUCUUUUUGGCUAAAGAUGGAGUGGCCCUUCUGCUUCACCUACUCAUCUCGUGCCCUAGAUGUGUACACGGCAUCAUCCUCGCCACUCUGCUGGAACUGUGCGACAACCCGAACACGGCGCCUCACAUCCGGAGCUGGAGAGAUGGCGUGGGUCACACGGCGCCCAGACUCCUGUUGCACCUGUGGAAGCAGGAGGAGCAAGAACUGGGAGUGACCAGAAACAAUGGGGGAGGGAUCGAAGAUCCCCAAAACCCCAUCCUGGGUCAGUACCAGCAGGACUUGCAGCUCUCGUUUCCUGCUGACGCUCCCAGUGCAGCAGUGAUGGAAAUAUCUGAGAACCUGCGUGCCAAGAUUUACUCCAUUUUCUGCAAAAUAGGUUUCCAGGACCUUCCUGGAUUGUCAACAAAAGAUUAUGUGAUUUUAAGCAUCGUCAGGAGAUAUCUAGACUUCAAGGUUAGCGAGGUGUGGGAGGAGAUCAGCAGGGAGCUGGUUCUGGACGACGUGAGGCCGGUCAGUCCGGACUUGGAGAGUCUGGGCGACAUCUGCGUGACUGCGGAGGACACGGCGAGGAAGGCGAUGGCAGAGCAGGAGAGCAUUCUGGAGCAGCACGAGAAGGAGAACAUCAGCGAGGAGGCGCUCAUGUACACAGAGAUAAAGUCUCACUGUAAACACAGGGAACUCAAGGCAAAGUCAUGGGACAAUUAUGUUUCCAAAACUUCAAACUACGAAGUCCUGAAGGAAAUAAAAGCGCAGAGGAAGAAAUCCAUGGAAUCAUCCAAACUAGAAGACGAGGGUCUUAUUCCUGAAGAGAAUUUUGUCGGUCGUGUCAUCGCAGUGGAGAGAACUGAAGGUCACGGUCCUGAAGGAGUGAACGUGACUGUGGCCAGAACUUCAAUGAAAGGAGCAGAUAUCAAAUUGAAAAGGCAGCAGAUGUCGACGUGAAGUCACUUGAUGAGCACAAUCACACACACACACACACACACACACACACUAUUUAUAACUUAGUGAGGACACCUCAUAGACAGAAUGCAUUCGCCAGCCCCUUACCCUAACCCUUUUCCCUUAACCCUAAAACCCUUAUUCUCACCCUAACCCUAAAACCAGGUCUUAACCCUGAAAGAGCCCUUUAAAGUCAACGGGCCCAGAUAAAAUGUCCCCACAAGGUCAAAAUGUCCUCAGAAAAAAAAGGUUUAUAGGUUUUUUAGACAAAGGUAUUCAUAAAAGUACACACACAUCUGUUUUUAUAUCUUAGUGAGGACACCACACCUAUUAUGCAUAAUGUAUAAUGCAUUGUCACUAACGCCUUACCCUAACCUUAACCAUCACAAUUAAGUGCCUUACACGAACCCUUAGUCAAACCUUCAAAGUCUUAACACUGAAAAAGCUCUUUAAGGAUGUGGGACCAGACAAAAUGUCCCCAGAAAAUUAAAAUGUUUCCGGGGGAUUAAAAUGUCCCCAUAGAAAUAGGUUUUUAGGUUUUUUGGACAAAGAUAUUCAUAAAAGUACAUGCACAAACCUGUUUUUAUAUCUUAGUGAGGACAUACCAUUGACAUAGUGCAUUCUCUAGCCCCUUACCCUAACCUUAACCAUCACAACUAAGUACCUAACCCUUAACUUAACCAUAAAACCAAGUCUUAACCCUGCCCUUUUUUUGGACCUCACAAAGAUAUGACCACAGCUGUCCUCGUUGACUUCCAUUCAUUUUGGACAGCCUUACCAAACUCUUAUCCUUAACCACAAUUCAAAUUAGCCUUUAAACUUAACCAGUUCCUCAGAAUUGAGGUUCUGCCUCAUGAGGACCAGGUUUUGGUGUCCAUGAGGUCCCGACAAGGUCAGUGUUUAUGACAGAAAAGGUCCUAUAGAAGAAAUAAACACAAGAACACACCCUGUCUCUUAUGUUUUAUUUUAAUCACAUCUAAUGCACAGAACUGUAAAAA
Solea solea (common sole) is the source of this 4146-nucleotide messenger RNA. Its product is annotated as cilia- and flagella-associated protein 69-like. The record is from RefSeq and is a predicted model, not a curated record. Gene Ontology annotation, biological process: response to odorant; olfactory behavior; positive regulation of flagellated sperm motility. The transcript is spliced from 24 exons. The coding region runs from base 344 to 3151 and encodes 935 amino acids. Lineage: Eukaryota; Metazoa; Chordata; Actinopteri; Pleuronectiformes; Soleidae. Gene Ontology annotation, cellular component: non-motile cilium; sperm midpiece.